This is a messenger RNA of Stereum hirsutum FP-91666 SS1, 1014 nucleotides long. RefSeq lists its product as uncharacterized. NCBI's taxonomy places the organism in Eukaryota, Fungi, Basidiomycota, Agaricomycetes, Russulales, Stereaceae. The coding region runs from base 1 to 1014 and encodes 337 amino acids. The transcript has 5 exons. The record is from RefSeq and is a predicted model, not a curated record.
AUGGGUCUUUUAGCCUCGCAUGGUGGAUCUGUGGCUCUUGAAGAGGAAGAACGUGGCACCGCCCUAUACUACUUCUGCAGUAGUCCGACUGAUCCAUGGGUCUCGAAAUUAUCUGGCAUGGCCGUAGUGGUUUUCAACGCGGACUGGAUUAGAGAAUGCGUUCGACGUGGUUUACCAAUCCCCAAAGGCGAUUACGUCCUUGAUGCCAAUAUCGCCGGUUCUUCUGAGCCAGUCCCUGCCUCAAUACAACAUAACACGGCCUAUGCUCCAAGCGUCCUUGAUAUCCGCCAUGCACCUCAUCCGAACCCAGUCGAGGUUGAAAGCGACGACGAAGUACUCCAGAUGCUCUUCCUGGAGAAUAUGCCUCACUCCGAAUUACGGCUCUCCAGGAAAAACAAGGCCAAGCGUCGGCUCUCGUCCUCUGAACGCUCUGAACGACCACCAAAGAAGCAUCGCUUUCACCUUCGUGAAGAUAUUACCCCACGCGCCCAUGAUGCUGAUGCUGCUGCUCCAGAUCCAACUUCUCAGGCCUCUCGAAAACUGAUCUCUGUCUCUACACCUUCGAACUACACGCCAACCACCUCAGGCUCGCUGAAACGGUCUCUUCACGAGAACUCAGUCGGAACCUCACAUCCUGCUCAAAAAGCCAUUCUUACGCGGCCUGUGGAGACUUUUGACUUCGAACUAGAACUCAGACUGUUUCGACAACGCUCUCGUUCUCAUCUCAAGCCUCGUCACUCUGCUCCUUUGCGACUACACUUGCUCCCUUCUCGACCCAGAUCCGCUGUUCGUAGCUCGUAUCCGAUGUCCUCAAAAGAAACGAAGCGACCCGCGCCGCGACCUGUCAGCUUUGAUCCUCUCUACAACACUAGACUCGACAAGGCAGAUACAAUCCCGCGUCUGGAUGCCAGCGCCUUACUCGCCGACCUAUCCGGAGUUGAUGUCUCUGGAUUAUGUCUUUUUGAAGAGGGGAAGAAGUACAUGGGGCGGAAAUUUCGAACUUCGGGGAUGUGA